AUGUGGUUCGAAGAACGUAGCUGGUCGAAUCUGAAGAUGCCGUCAACACUGGUGGAGGAGUGGCGUGACCUAUGGUCCAUCAAAAUUGAUAUGAUUGUCGCUUCACUUGCCUAUGUUUUCGCCACUACCAAUUUCCUUAAUUUGCCCAGACUGAUACUCGAGAAUGGUGGCUGUAAGUCCUUUUGCUGA
Messenger RNA from Gongylonema pulchrum, 189 nucleotides. The record is from the annotation of a GenBank genome assembly. NCBI's taxonomy places the organism in Eukaryota, Metazoa, Nematoda, Chromadorea, Rhabditida, Gongylonematidae.